AAAAGACUUUGAAGCAAUAUGUUAAAACCGAAUUGCUUGAGCCUUUAAUUGUUGAACAUUUUGAAUUUAUAAGCAACCUAACAAGAAACCGUUGGUGUGUCACACGAUCAUUUUAAGUUUAACAUUCUGGAUUUUAUCUCAAUAUUCACCUCGCUUCUGCUUUGUUUGUGUGUGGAUCUUUGCUUUUGGUAUUUUAACCCUAUCUUGGGUUUCUUCCUUUCACUCAAAAAUGACCUCUAUCAUCAUAAAUGAUAAGAGAAAUAUUAGAUUUAGUAAUCGUCUUUUAAAGGGAACCAACUGGUUAACUUGUAUUAUAUUUACUCUUCUACCUAUCUUUAUCUCUGGAAACAGUAAAUCUUUUUAUACAAAAAGUGAUCCCAUUCUCGACUCAUUUGUGAUUAAAUUAAACACCAUUAUCCGAACUUCCGAUUCCUUGGGUUCAGGAGCAAGAUACUUAAGUGAAACUGAAACCUCUUCUAACCAACAGUGUCUUCUCUGGUGUUGGGAUAAUCGUAACUGCACACUUGCUGUUUAUGAAGAAAAGAGUCAAGGAAGCUGUUAUUUAUUUGAUUGUGGUCCACCAGAACAGAUGAAAUGUAAAUUCACUGGACAUGAUCAUUAUACAAGUUCGUUGAUCAAAUUUAAUCGAAACUCUGUUGAUGGAAACACUGUUGAUCAAAGAAACCAGGCUAAGCAUGAAAAUGACUUGGUUAAUUUGAGAAUCUCUUCAGCUACUUCGGUUAAACCAAUUUCAACGUCCAAUAAUGAUUCCAAAGGAAUUGAAGUAACCUCUACAACCUCAGGAAGUUUGAGUCCUCCACCAUCUUCAGGAUCAACUUAUACAUCAACUUCAGCAUCUGUCAAAGCAUGUAAACAUCAUCAAUUUCAGUGCCGAAACACAAGUGAUUGCAUAGCAAUCUAUAAUGUAUGUGAUGGAAUUGUUCAAUGUUCGGAUGGAAGUGAUGAAGCUGUUGAUCUUCACUGUCCUACUGAGUCAGGAUAUCCUUCUGUCGAAUCUCAAGUUGCACUUCCACCUUCAAAUCAGGUAUCGAAUCGUCAAAGAUCACCAUCCUCAGCUUCAUUGCCUGUAUCAACGUCAACAAUCAAUUUUGCAAAUCCAUUGGAUAAGAAUGUUGGAGGAAGAAUGGAUGUAAAAGAUAAUGAGGCCAUAAGUGUUGUGGGUGUUGAAGGGGGCAAUGGAGUAGGACAGUUUGUACCAAAGAAAUCGGUCAAUGCUCAGGCUUUUAACUAUCCCAAGAGUCCUGAUAUUGUGAAUGAUCUUAAAGAGAAUGGUAAAAUGUCAAUGAACUCUCACAAAUUUGACGAUUACAAUCCUAUUCGGGAUAAAUUUGAAACAAAACCCUAUUAUCCAAGUUACGGAAAUCAAUAUUACCAACCACCUCUACCACCUCCACCACCCUCUUCACAUGGUGAUUUUUACAAUGGACCAAGAUCUCGAGGCUUUUCUACUGACACUGACUAUCCAAACAGCUUUACACGAGAUUAUUGGCAGCCUGAAAAUGGAAUUAUCGCAACUGGAGGAAAUGUUAGAUCCAACAAUCUGGAUCAUAACUUAAUUAAUCCAAUUUACCAUCAAUAUCGACCAACAAAUGAUAUUGGAUCUAUUAAUGUUAAUAAUAAUGGAAAUGGAGUGCCAAGUCCUCAAUCACAACCAGCACCAACUUUGACACGAAGUAUUCCAUGGUCAAAGAGCUCUUACUUAAACUCUUAUCAACGUAAAUCGACUGAGUUUACCAACAUGGAACCUGUGUCUCGAAUUGACAUGAUUGACACUCAGGGCUCAGGUGGAGGAGUCAACAAUGAACUUGGUGUUAAUAUUCGACAAAAUAAUAUUCGUGCACCUCAAGAACACUUGAAUUCUGUAAGAAAGAUUAAAAACUCUCAAUCAUUAGCUGAUGAUCUUAAAGAUCAUGCAAAUAAAAUUGAAACUUCAACACGAUCAUCUCCUUCUGGGUCUAUGGUACCAAUAACAAGCCCUUCAACCGCACCUACUCACACAGUUCAAAUGACACCAAUCAAAGGAGUUUCACAUUUAAAUUCUGAUAAAAUGUCUAAUGAAUGGGCUUUACCAGUAGCUGUUACCCAUUUAAGCAGUUCACAAUCUGGUCGAGAUACCAACUCUGCGGUUAUUGCUUUGGUUCUAGGUGUUGGUAUUACUGCAAUGUUAGUAACGCUGGUUGGUUGUCGUAUGAAAUACAUUAAAAGAAGAAUUGCAAGAAGAGGACGGAACUUGGCUCAUGAUGCUGAUUAUCUUGUUAAUGGAAUGUACCUAUGAAACCAAAGUAUUAACAAAAAAGUAAAGAAAAGUGAACUCAUUUGUAAUUCAGUAAAAUUUUAAUCUUUAAGCAAAUGAUAUUUGAUAUCUGGAUCAAGAAGGAAAACAAGAAAAUAGCUAAACAAAAGUCUUUUAUUGCGCAUUUUGUAGCUGUCCAGUUCUCAUUUUCAUUUUUUCAUCAUAUUUUAGAGAUGGUGGAGCUUCAUCAUUCCAUAAAUUGCACAUGAAAAAAUCAGCUUGUGAUGAUAAAGGUAAUGAAUCUUUAGGAAGUUUUCAUUGACUAUACAAAUAUUUGUAAUGGAUUUUGUAACAGACAAAAAAAACAAAGAAACUUUGUUUCAUUCUUUCUUUUUAUUUAAAAUUUUGUUGGGCUUAAAGUUAACUUAAAUUGAAAGAAGAAACUUAUAAAUCAUCUUGUUGUUUAUUUAUGUAAAUAAGCUAAUCACUAACUGGAUUAGUAUUGAUUCGAAAACAAUUUCAUUAAAUAUUUAAAAUACAAAAAAAUAAACCCUGAAUAAAACAAGUCUUUACUAACGA
Molecule: messenger RNA, 2833 nt
Organism: Tetranychus urticae (two-spotted spider mite)
Lineage: Eukaryota; Metazoa; Arthropoda; Arachnida; Trombidiformes; Tetranychidae
Source: RefSeq, a predicted model, not a curated record